Molecule: messenger RNA, 549 nt
Organism: Procambarus clarkii (red swamp crayfish)
Lineage: Eukaryota; Metazoa; Arthropoda; Malacostraca; Decapoda; Cambaridae
Source: RefSeq, a predicted model, not a curated record
AUGACCUUCCGGAAGGUCAUUCUUAUCAUCGGAAGGUCAACAACAUUAGUGGAGCAUUUUGUCCCUUGGAUGGAGAGUCUGGGUCAUAUAAUGAAAGUUCAAAAGGUUAUUUUAGCUGUGAUGUUGGUGGCUGCGGCUAUGGCUGCCCCAAGCCUGCCCAGCUAUGGAUACUCUCCCGCCCUGUCAUACAGGCCUCUACCAGCCUACGAGGGUCCCGCUCGCUACAACUUCCAGUGGGCAGUAAACGACGGUCCCUCCGGCAACGACUUCGGUCACCAGGAGGCCCGCGACGGUGACAACACCAAGGGGUCGUACUACGUGCAGCUUCCCGACGGUCGUCUGCAGACUGUGAAUUACUUCGUGGACGGUGACUCUGGCUACGUGGCCGAUGUCCAGUACCAGGGAGAGGCCCGGUUCCCAUCCUUACAUUCUUCAUAUAGGCCUACACCAGCCUAUAAUAUCGCCCCACUCUAUAGGCCCACCCCUGUCUAUGGGUGAAAUGUUUAUAAAUGAUGUAGAAAAUCAGAAAUAAAAUAUAAACACAAUUGG